This is a messenger RNA of Mycena citricolor, 2131 nucleotides long. The record is from the annotation of a GenBank genome assembly. Lineage: Eukaryota; Fungi; Basidiomycota; Agaricomycetes; Agaricales; Mycenaceae.
GACGUUUCCCCGCUCCGACCCGUCUAGCGUGGGUCUCGAUUCUGCUUUCGCGCUCUGCCCCUCUUUAGGGACCGUCAAGCACGCGUGCUUGCCUAGGGCAUGUGAUGACUGGCUGCAUGGCUCUCCAACAACUUCUCGUCUCGGAAGAUGUGAAGAUCAGCGCUCACGUGCAAAAGACCGAUGAUAGAGAGAAGUUCCGCACUACCAAUAAGAUUGGUCGCAACGGGUGUGCCAUGGGCGAUCAUGGCAAGGAAGCGCGGAAGGGCAACGCGUGAGGGUAAACGUUUUACGAAAGGGCGGUCUGCGCACGUUUCACGCUCGUUUAUCUGCUUCUCGUGCUUCUCGAGACGAGGACUCUUAAACCGCAGAAUAUCGAGUCGAUUUGAGCUGAGAUUCCUCGUGCCACGCCCUUCGAUACACGAAUAUGCUGGCUGCUCUCGUUAAGCUAUCUCUGCUCGUUGUGCUGCCCGCCGCCCAUGCUGCUGCAACCAACGACUGGAGUGUGGCGUGCAAGGGUAACUGCUCGUACGACCUUCCCGAGGGUGGUGCGAGUAUCCACCUGUCUGGAGGGAGCAACGCUGUGUCGGAUUUAACCACUGCCGGUGGAUGGACGAUUCUCAGCUGCGACUCCGCUGUGAACAACCAGACCAUCCGUGCGGUUUGCCACUCCAGCGCAUGCCAGCACGUUUUCGAAGGCCACGGUGCCGUUGAUACGGUUGUGCGGUUGCCCGAGUCGUGUGGAACGGCGCCUUUCGCUCGUGUCGUCAGCGCUGCAGUCGACCCGGACCAGAGCAUCCCCGCAGGUUCCAAGGUUCCCGCAGCCCAGUCUGGAUCGAUGACGAACACAGUCUUCUUGAUUGGCAUGGACGUCGAUUUCGCUGCCGUAAACCCCCAGAUCACUGGGCCGGUUGCUUUCCACAUGUCGACGAACUCUACCGAUGGGCCGGUCACGAAACGUGAUGUCAAGAAAAUCCGGAACAACAUCACAUCCUACAACUCAACUCCGUCUGUGACUCUUCCCCCCGUGGUUGUCGACCAGACAUUCCCGAUUGCUUCGGCGUCGAUCUCGUGCGACGGAUUCACAGCCUCUGUUUCCACCGACUUCAGCCUUAACGUGAACGCGUCCGUGACUUUGGGGCUGACCAUCGCUGGCACAGUCAUCCCGGCGAACAUCAGCGAAUUCGCCGUCUUCGCCGGGCUUGAUGGAAAGAUUCUGGGUACGUUGGGUAUCCAGGCUGAGGCAACGGCUAGUGGAGCGUUUUCCUCCGGAAAGACCAGCCUCUACACUGCUUCCAUCCCCGGAUACAGCGUGCCCGGCAUCUUCACAGUCGGCCCUACUUUCACUAUUUACGGACAAGCCGAUGUCCAGCUUGAUGCCCAACUCAACGCUGAGCUCGACCUUUCAUACGACGUCAGCGGAGCCCGUGUCUACGUUCCUUCAAAAGAGACCCCGCCUGGUGUGGCACCGGCCCAGAGCAACUUCAAACUGUCGCUAAUUCCGGACUUGACGGCGAAUGCGAACAUCACCGCGAGCCUGAUCCCCGAGCUCGCCGUCGGCCUGGACGCUUUCUCCGGCAUUGCCAAGGCCGAGGUCUUCCUCAACUUGGAAGCUGAUGCGGGUCUCACCCUCACCAACUUCGAUGCAUCCGCGGGUGCUCACGUGACUGGCACUGGCAGUGCUGCUGCGUCUGGACAAGUCAACGGCUGUGUCGACAUUGGCGCAGGGUUCUCCGCCAACAUCGGUGCCGAUGGAUCCUUGUUCCAAUUUAUUUCGGGCAACGUCACCUACCCUCUCUACAAAAACAACUGGGACCUUUACAACACGUGCUUCUCCGCCAAUGGUAGCACACCCCGUCGUCGCGCUAUCGAGGCUGCCCCGGUCAAGACCUUAGCGCGUCGUGCUUCGCUGUCCUGCCCCGGCGGGUCUUCCUCCACCAGCGUCAACUCCCUCCAGCAGAUCAUCAGCCAGCUGCUCCAGGCCAUCCAGGGAAAUGCUUCUACGAGCAAGUGAGCUUUUGAUACCAUUCAGUGUCGGCUUCAUGUCCCGCGCUCGAAAUAGAAACUGAGUUUUGAUUACGGAGUGCUGUUUAUUGUCGAAUAGACUUGAUCAAUUAUUUUCGGUCCUUGCUGC